Messenger RNA from Paracoccidioides lutzii Pb01, 804 nucleotides. RefSeq lists its product as hypothetical. The transcript is spliced from 4 exons. Gene Ontology annotation, biological process: nucleoside metabolic process. The record is from RefSeq and is a predicted model, not a curated record. Gene Ontology annotation, molecular function: catalytic activity. The coding region runs from base 1 to 804 and encodes 267 amino acids.
AUGGUUGGCAUCGGCGCCGUCAUUCCGAGUCGAAAAAAUGACAUUCAGCUCGGGGAUAUUGUUGUUAGGACCCGCAGCAGCGAAAACCCUAGUGUUAGGCAAUACUAUUUCGGGAAAGCUACUGUUCCUCUUUCAAACGAGUGGCUAUCUGAACCGUCCUCUCCGUGUCCUCCUCAGCGCUCAAGAUACCAAAGACCUACAAGAGGUUUAUCGGAAGAGACCAAAGGAUGGCUCAAGCGGGAUGAGAGCCCGGUUACGUCCAUCAAGGUGCAAAACCAAGAGAACUUUGACAACUAUAGCGAAGGAAAUGAGGAGAUACGUCUAGAACGGUCCGACGAAGAGCCAUGCGUUCACUCCGGCGGCAUUGUUUCUGGGAACUUUGUAAUAAGGAAUGCAGUAAUGCGCGAUUUGCUGGCGCAGAGCUGUCUUUGCUUUGAAAUGAAAACUGCCGGCUUGAUGAAUUAUUCUCCUUGUCUUGUCAUCUGGGGAAUCUGGGACUUCUGUGGUAUGCACAAAAAUGACCGUUGGCAAAAAUAUGCUGCUGCUGCCGCAGCGGCGGCAUAUGCCAAAGGGCUACUGGGUGUUAUGGACGCGGACAUUAGUGAGGUUAAGAAGGAGAAGAGGGCGCGCGAGAUAUUAGAUUACCUGCAAGAACUGGCAACCAAAACAAACGUAAUUGAAAUACAUACCAAAUCCUUGGUCAACGAUAGAAUGCAUGAGAAGCUCCUCAAAUGGCUGUCUUCCCUCAACUCAUCCUGGCACCCUGAGUGCCAAAAGAAGCGGGUUGACGGUACCAGCACGUAA